CAGGUGACCCGGAAGUUCAAGCCACCGGCCGGUGAUUAGAGUCCGAACAUUCUAUAAUUUAUUUUUAAAUAGGCACUUGUCCAGUUUUCAGUCACUGAAGCCUUACACCGUGUGGCCUGUGUUGCUUGAAUUUAAACGCACUAAGAAUGCGUUUACCUAUUUCUUUUGGAAACGUGUUCCGGAAACGAAACCCUGACUGACUAAUCGGAAGUGACUAGUGUAGAGCGAGAAGUGGAGGUCAGGGAGACCGGGGCGGGGCGGGGCGGCUCGGGAUGGGAAGGGACUGUCCCGCGGAGGCAGCCCGGUGAUUGCGAGCCGCGGACCCGGGACGGGGCAGCCCCCUGGACCAGGAAGAGUGAGGAUCUCCGAGGUUUUGCAGUAGAAGUCUUGGGGUGCAUUUUUGUUAGUUGAAAAAAUGACUACUCUUGAGAGUUUAGAAACUAAAGCCGCCCUGGCUCCGGCCCCGGUCCGAGGAGCGGGAGAUGGCAUGGAAACCGAGGAGCCCCCUCCCUCUGUGGAGGCCCCCGCGGGAGCCCCACCGGCACAACCUCCCACCCUCCGGAGUCCGCGGAAGAAAGCCCUCCUGAGCCCACAGAAGAAAGCGGCCGAGAGCCCAGGCGUCCUUCAGCUGGGCAAGGUGCUGGCCGACAGGGCGGUGGAGGUGGAGGCCGUGAGGAUAGUGGUCCCCAAGGCCGCCAUCACCCACGCCGUGCCCCGCAGCGGCCCCAAGGCCCAGGGGCGUCGGAAGGGGGAGCGCCUGGGCCGGUCGGACGGGGGCGCAGAGCCCAGCGAGGGGCUCGCGGAGCUGAAGAAGCUCAGGAGCUCGGAGCGGAGGCUGCUCCAGGACAAGGAAGGCCUUUCCAACCAGCUGCGGGUGCAGACGGAGGUCAAUCGCGAGCUCAAGAAGCUGCUGGUGGCCUCCGUCGGGGAUGACCUCCAGUACCACUUCGAGCGUCUGGCCCGCGAGAAGAACCAGCUCACCUUAGAGAACGAGGCCCUGGCUCAGAACGCGGCCCAGCUGGCGGAGCAGCUGGAGCGCAUGUCCAUCCAGUGCGACGUGUGGCGGAGCAAGUUCCUCGCCAGCAGGGUCAUGGCCGACGAGCUGACCGGCGCCAGAGCAGCCCUGCAGCGCCAGCAGCGCGAGGCCCAGGGCGCUGUGCGCGACCUCCUGAGCGAGCGGGAGCAGUUCCGCCAGGAAAUGAGAGCCACCCAGAGGCUGCUGGAGGAGCUGCUGGUCUCCCUGCAGUGGGGGCGGGAGCAGACCUACUACCCCAGCGCGCAGCCUCACAGCACGGCGGAACUGGCACUCGCGAACCACAAGCUGGCCAAAGCGGUGAAUUCUCAUCUCCUGGGAAAUGUCGGAACGAACACUCAGAAAAAGGCUCCGCCGACAGUUGAAUUCUGCAGCAGCCCGGCAGAAAAAAUGGCUGAAAAGGUUCUGCGCAAUCUGGACCCCGUUGCCUGCCCAGAAAGCCCACCUGAUCAUCCAUUUUCUGAGUCUUCACCCGCCACCUUACUCACCGCAAAGAAAAAUAUCGGGCGGUUUCACCCCUACACUCGGUACGAAAACAUCACCUUCAACUGCUGCAACCGCUGCCAGGGGGAGCUGCUCGUCCUGUAGGGGCGCGGGCGGGCGGCGGCCUGCUGCGAGCACCGCCUG
This is a messenger RNA of Phyllostomus discolor (pale spear-nosed bat), 1660 nucleotides long. RefSeq names its product basic leucine zipper nuclear factor 1 (gene BLZF1). Gene Ontology annotation, cellular component: Golgi membrane. Gene Ontology annotation, biological process: Golgi organization; Golgi to plasma membrane protein transport. The transcript has 7 exons. The coding region runs from base 416 to 1621 and encodes 401 amino acids. Lineage: Eukaryota; Metazoa; Chordata; Mammalia; Chiroptera; Phyllostomidae. The record is from RefSeq and is a predicted model, not a curated record.